Messenger RNA from Opisthorchis viverrini, 2262 nucleotides. RefSeq lists its product as hypothetical. The record is from RefSeq and is a predicted model, not a curated record. Lineage: Eukaryota; Metazoa; Platyhelminthes; Trematoda; Opisthorchiida; Opisthorchiidae. The coding region runs from base 1 to 2262 and encodes 753 amino acids. Gene Ontology annotation, molecular function: sulfurtransferase activity; nucleic acid binding. Gene Ontology annotation, biological process: DNA integration; tRNA wobble position uridine thiolation. Gene Ontology annotation, cellular component: mitochondrion. The transcript is spliced from 11 exons.
AUGGACUCCCAGAUCGAUCGAGCCUCAAAAUCUUGCCUGCGGUGUGCUGAAGCAUCCAAGUCACCUACCUACGGUCGUGGCCGCAACCGACCAAAACCUAAUCUCGUCUUUACAACGAUAAUGCGGGUCCCCUCCAUAGUCCUGGAACUCCGACGAUUGUUUGUUCGCUUUGGAACACCACAGACUAUUAUAUCGGACAAUGGCAGUCAGUUUACGCCGUCCGCGUUUGCAAACUUUUGUUGGGAGUAUGGCGUAACGCACAUCAGUUCGCGCCGUCUCAUCCAGUCGAACGGCCAGGCGGAACGCUUCGUCGACACUGUGAAGCGGGUAAUACACAAGUCCACUGGUAACGGACCAAAAGAAGAGAUUUUACAAAGGUUCCUGCUGGCCAAACCCCAACUCACCGGAUGGAGUGUUACCAGCAAAGGCACUGCUCCGAAGGCGGCUUUGAACACCGCAGAAAAGGCAAGUUUCCAAGUAACAGGCGUAUUUAUGACAAACUGGGAUCCUUUGGAUGAAGGAGUGCAAUGCUCUGUGAGUGCUGAUCGUAAUGAUGCCAAGCUCGUCUGUGAACGACUCGAUAUACCAUUCCUAGAAUUGAACUUUGUGCGGGAAUAUUGGAUUUAUGUCUUCCAACCACUUCUUCGGUCUUACGAACGUGGAUGUACUCCAAACCCAGAUGUACUUUGUAAUCGUUUUGUCAAGUUCAAUUUUUUGGCAAAGAAACUUCUGCGAGUUGAGGGCAACUCGGGGAGCGCUUCGGCAGACGAUCAAGAAACCCCGCCGGUCCGUGUGGAUGCUAUCGCGACGGGUCAUUAUUGUCAAACUUCCUUUCAAACAAGGCCCGAUGGGGAAUCUUGCCUCCUCCGUAGUGUCGAUAGUGUUAAGGAUCAAACAUUCUGGCUUUCAACCAUUUCACACAAACAUUUGCGACACUUCAUGUUUCCGGUUGGUGGCUUGCUAAAGCCCGUGGUCAAACAGAUUGCAACAGACAUUGGUCUUUCUUCCAUAGCGAAACGUCGAGAAAGCAUGGGGAUGUGCUUCAUCGGAAAGCGACGUUUCGCCGAAUUCAUCGAUAGUUACAUUGCUCCGAAAGCUGGUUUGUUCAAGGACUUUGAAACCGGAAUAGUUUUGGACGAACAUCAAGGUAUUCAUCAUUUCACUCUGGGACAGCGCGCAACUAUUACCCGCGCCACUGGCCCCUUCUACGUGUCUCGCAUGGAUUUUGAUACACAAGAUAUUUAUGUGGUGCGUGAUCCGUACCACUCAAGUCUUUUCAUGCGCCGAUGUUGGACCGGACCAGCAGUUUGGAUCAACUCGACACCACCUGAACUACCAUCAGAUCAACUGGAAUUUCAGUGGCAAAACAAAUGGCGUGCUAUCCGAUGCAAAAUCCAACCUCAUCCCCAUCUGAUACAGGCAGCCACCGAGGUGCAUCCACUGGGCGCAAAGUUACCGGCCGAAUAUGUCGGGUCACACCUAGUAGAUGUGAUUGAUGCAGACUGUGAAGACGGUCGUCCCGUUGGUCCUUAUCUUUCGAUAGAACUGGACGAACCCAUGCGCUGUGUGGCUGCCGGUCAGUGGGCCGCUUUGUACAAAGGACACCAAUGUCUCGGGGGUGCCCUAAUAUGCGGUUCGGUUAGCCUGUGGGACGAGGGUCGGCGCCAGCCAUAUAUCGAUUGGAACAUAGCUGACUACGAACUGGACUACAGAGGUUUGGGUCUACGCAGAAAGCGCAUACCUCUCUUAGCCACUGACAAGCUAGUUGACCCAGAAAUCAAACGAAACCAUCAGAACCAGCCCCUCGAACACCUGCCGGACGGCACGAUGUCGGAUAUAAACGACCACUGGGAACACACAUCCAUAGCACUACUCAAGAUCGGAAACUCUGUUUGCAGUACAACCCAGCGAACCUCACCCAAACAUUGGAUAUCAAACAGGACAACGUCUUUGCUGCAGACCCGGCGACAGAUACUUCUUGCCCGCAACCACAUCUUCACCCGACGCACCAUCCGAUGCCAGGUGAAACUGAGCGUUCGUGCAGACCGAGAAGCUUGGUGGGCACGAAAGGCCGAAGAAAUGGAAAACGUAAAGAAAACUAGAAUCGUCCGCAAGCUGUUCCACUUGAUUUGUUCGACUGGCCCUCGGAAAUCUCUUGUCCGACACUGUCCACUUCUCGGUCGCUCACAGCACUCAGCACAGGGCUGUGCAACAACAGCUCUGCGAGCAGAUGUCCUAGCCGGCGUAACCUAUGAAGCGUGA